AUGCACAAGGCAAGAGAUGGCUGUGAAGAUCCCCCAACAACUGUUGGAGCUCUCCACCCUGUUAUCCAUGGUCAGACACUCAAAUACAACAUGGAAGUUAAGGUCUGGUAUAGGAUUUUUCUUGAGGAACUUCAGGUUGGUGUGUCUGCCCCCGAGGAAUUGGCUACAGCAACACAAGUUGAUGCCUACAUGCCUGUUGCGCGUGACAAGCCAUCUGUAGAUCUUGUCAAGGUUAUUGAAGAGAUGAAGUCAUUCAAUGCCUCUACGUGUGGAGCAGAUGAAUGCGCGUCACAUUGGUGCUAA
Messenger RNA from Solanum pennellii, 303 nucleotides. Its product is annotated as 60S ribosomal protein L13-1-like. Lineage: Eukaryota; Viridiplantae; Streptophyta; Magnoliopsida; Solanales; Solanaceae. The coding region runs from base 1 to 303 and encodes 100 amino acids. The record is from RefSeq and is a predicted model, not a curated record. The transcript has 3 exons.